AUGACCAUCACAGUGCCUCCAUGUGACUCCCUAAACCCUGAGAGACACAACAUGCAGAAGAUUCUAGAAGUCACCAAGAAGAUGAUGGAGCUGCUGACAGGAGAGGUGAGCGGUGCCGGAAUUCUGGGACAUUCUCCAGUAAGGAGGAGUGGGAGUAUUUAGAAGGACACAAGGAUCUCUACAAGGACGUCAUGAUGGACAAUCAGCCGCCCCUCACAUCACCGGAUGGAUCCAGUCAUGGGAACCCACCAGAGAGAUGUCCCGUCCUCUGUAUUCCCGGGAUUCCACACAGGAAGGUCACACCAUCCCUCACCAUCAUCAGAGUGGAAUCCUCGGGGAUGAUAAUAUUGAUGUUAAAGAAGAGUAUAAAGAGGAGGAUGAGGAGUAUGGAGUGAUGGAGGAGUUUUCAGAAGGACAUAAGGAUAUGAUGGAGCCACCUAAUACCAGGAACCCACCAGAGAGAUGUCCCCAUCCUCUGUAUUCCCGGGAUUCCACACAGGAAGGUCACACCAUCCCUCACCAUUACAAGAGUGGAGAUCCAAUCGAUAUAGAAUUUGAGGUGAAAGCAGAAGAAGAAGAGGCGUAUGUGAGGGAUGAUCAGCAGUCUAUGGAGGAGGAUGGAAUAACGGGGACAUUUAUAGAGGAGGACACUCCUACAGAGAGCCAUCAGAGAUCUCACACGGGGGAGAAGCCAUAUUCUGUACUGAGUGUGCGGGAAAUGUUUUUCAGAGAAAUCCAGCCUUUACAGGCAUCAGAGAUCUCACAGGGGGGAGAAACCAUAUACAUGUUCUGAGUGUGGGAAAUGUUUUUCAAACAAGUCCAGACUGUACACACAUCAGAGAUCUCACACAGGGGAGAAGCCGUAUUCCUGUCCCGAGUGUGGGAAAUGUUUUUCAGUGAAGUCCAAUCUUUACAAACAUCAGAGAUCUCACUUGGGUGAGAAGCCGUAUUCCUGUACUGAGUGUGGGAAAUGUUUUUCAGUGAAGUCCAGUCUUUACACACAUCAGAGAUCUCACACAGGGGAGAAGCCGUAUUCCUGUCCUGAGUGCGGGAAAUGUUUUUCAGUGAAGUCUUGUCUUUACUCACAUCAGAGAUCUCACACGGGGGAAAAGCCGUAUUCCUGUCCUCGGUGUGGGAAAUGUUUUUUCACGGAAGUCCAGCCUUUACAAACAUCAGAGAUCUCACACAGGGGCGAAGCCGUAUUCUUGUCCUAAGUACAGGAAAUGUUUUUCACAGACAUCCCAACUUGACACACAUCAGAGAUCUGACAUGGGGGUGAAGACACUUUCCUGUCCUGAGUGA
This is a messenger RNA of Staurois parvus, 1302 nucleotides long. The record is from the annotation of a GenBank genome assembly. NCBI's taxonomy places the organism in Eukaryota, Metazoa, Chordata, Amphibia, Anura, Ranidae.